AUCAUAAUACUCGUGAUGCGUUUAUCAAAUAAUAUACGAUCUCUGUGCUGGUUAGGUCUGUUUGUAUGUGAACAGUCAAUAUCGAAACAUAAUGAACAAUUCGACACCAAAACAAAACAAAAUAGAAUUUUUGUACCGGAAAUGAGUCCCGGAAAGAUUAACACCCUGCGGGAAAAGAUUUUCAGUAAAUUAUCAAAAAAUAUACCCACGAACUACAUAGAGCAAAGAAGUGAUGUGCCUUUACAAGUGGAAAAGUUAGAGCCAAAAGCUCGGCCAGAAGAUUCCGCCAACGAUGCAGAUGAUUCACUGGAUUCCGACGGAUGCAGCAGCGUCGGUGAUCAUCUGGUCAAUUUGGAAGACAUUGACUUAAAUUCGCAGUUCUUCAGUCAGGUAUUUCAAUCUACUGAUGACGGUCCUGAACAAAGCUGUGGCGCACCGGCUAUGGCGUUGCAUUCCAAACCGGAAAUGGAUUCUGUUGAGAGUGAAUCGGAUGAUCCCGAUGAAAAGGAAGCCGUAAAUGUAAUGCUGACCCAGUUGAUCGAUUUUGAACGAAAGCAAAACGAAGCGAGGAAAGCGUUACAGAAUUAUGGCAGUGAUUUCCGUGGAGCAGAUAGCGUUGAACAGAUGGGAAAGCAUGCUGAUAUUUCUGAUGAUGUACGUCCAACUGCGGAGCAAGGUGCCUCCGAUGAAGAAUGGCAGCACGUUGACAACUUAAGUGAAGCAGAUAGAAAGGACGUUGAAGUGCUGGUUAGUCAAAAGAUCAGCAAAACAGGAAAAGUAAUUGAUGUCGAGGCACAGCUGAAACGAUUGAUUCAAAUGGAAAAACGAGAAAAGCAGCUUCAAAUGCACAAAACGCAUUUACUAUGUCUUCUAGGGCACGGAUUUCAUUUGAAUAGAAUUAUAAACGAUUUUAUAAAUCAAAACUCCAUAGAUUUCUUUGGAAUAUUAGAUCAUUUCAAUAUUGAAUCACCCGAGGAAACCGAAAUCAGUUAUCUUACAUCAAUCUGUGAUAUUUAUAGAAACAUAAGCAAUAUUGAAGGAAUAUCACAAGAUAUUUUGAUAAAUUAUUGUACGAAUCAAUCAUUACAAUUUUCAGUUGUUCUAUUUCUAGUCGUUAUUUUGAGAUUUCUUUCAAUAGAGGCUAGACUAGUAAUGCAUCUAAAUGUGGUUUCCAAAAAUUAUAUUGAAACCAAAAAGAAUAUUCAACCAUUAUCUGCUAUCAGAAAACUAAAACGGAAAUCAGAUUCCAUUCAUCCACUUCCUCCAGAACGUUACAAAAAUGUCCCGCUGACUACAGCGGAAAUUCUGAAACAAAAACCAGAAUUUGCAAGUUUUCCGAAAAUACCCCAAAUCGAUGGUGCUGUUGACGAUUGUACGAAUGAGAAACGGAAACGCCUAGAUCAACCACCGGGUUCUAAACCAAAUCUAUGGAAACUUAAGCUAACACAACCCAAGCGUUUAAAGUUUAAUGAUCAAAACCGACGGCGCAAAUCGAAACGUUCGCAUGAGAUCACCUCGAAAUUUUUCAACCAACAAGUCCUAAAAACAUCUCAGAAGGAAGUGACUGAAAAGGACAAAUUCCAAACCGAUGAGAAAUUAACUCAUUGGGUCGAAGUAUAUUUGCCUGCGGAGAAACGCUGGGUUGCGUUGGACAUCCGCUCAGGUAGCGUGGACUGCCUGGACGACAUCGUGCGUCGCCUAGCGCAACCAGUUGGGUACGUGUUCGGUUGGAGUAACGACGGAAGUCUUCAGGAUGUCAGCGGACGGUAUUGGUGGCCCAAUGAGAUGGGAUCAAGGAGGCUAAGAGUGUCGGACAAAUGGCUGCAAGAGUUGAUCCGAAGCUUCGGAAGACGGCGGAAACUUAUGCAAGAUCUUUUGGAUGGGCAGGAAAUUCGACGGUUGAAGUUUCGAGCUCCGGUCCCCGACAAAAUAUCAGAUUUCAAAAACCAUCCUUCGUACUGCUUGAAGCGAGAUCUACUCAAGUUCCAGGCCAUUUACCCACCGGACGCCCCACCGUUGGGAUACUUCCGCGAGGAGCCGAUCUAUGCUCGCGAAUGCGUCCAUACGUUGCACUCGCGUGAAGUUUGGCUCCGACACGCUAAAAUUAUUCGACGGUACGAGACACCCUACAAGGUGGUAAUGUCCAAGUUAAAACGAGAGAAAACCCAGCUGGAACUGUUCGGCCACUGGCAAACGGAUGAGUACGUUCCGCCGGAGGCCGUCGGUGGUCGUGUGCCGCGAAAUGCCUACGGUAACAUUGAAAUCUUUAAGGAUUGUAUGCUACCGAAGGGGACGGUUCAUUUGAAGCAGAUCAACAUUUCUAAGACGUGCCGACGACUGAACGUAGACUAUGCAAUAGCGGUAGUUGGAUUCGGCAUUCAUGCUGGAGGCAAUCAUCCUGUGUUUGAAGGCAUCGUUAUUUGCAAGGAAUUUGAACAGAAGGUGUUGGCAGAAUACGAGCACGAUCAGCAGCAACAAGUCAGGAGACAACACGAGAAACGGGAGAAGAGGAUCUAUGAUAAUUGGAGAAAACUGAUCAGAGGAAUGCUCAUCAGAAACAAACUACGGAAUAAAUACAAUUUCGAUGAUAUGUGAUCAGAAACGGACCCGUAUAAUAAUAUUGAUUUGUGAUUCAUAAAAGUUUGAGUAUAAAAAGAGAAAUAUAAACAUUAAAUUAUUAAACUUAA
Messenger RNA from Armigeres subalbatus, 2687 nucleotides. Its product is annotated as DNA repair protein complementing XP-C cells homolog. Gene Ontology annotation, cellular component: XPC complex; cytoplasm; nucleotide-excision repair factor 2 complex. Lineage: Eukaryota; Metazoa; Arthropoda; Insecta; Diptera; Culicidae. Gene Ontology annotation, biological process: mismatch repair; nucleotide-excision repair. Gene Ontology annotation, molecular function: single-stranded DNA binding; damaged DNA binding. The record is from RefSeq and is a predicted model, not a curated record. The transcript has 4 exons. The coding region runs from base 16 to 2595 and encodes 859 amino acids.